GCGAGCGCUAAAGCAGUGGAAUGGUGGGCACAUUUGUCGGCGACGGCCGCUUCGUCGGCGACGGCGGCGCGGCACUCCAGUGUUUGUGGAGCCAGUGGAAGUGGAAGAUGAUUCCCAACUGCCCGGGACGGUACAUUGUCAAGAAGAACCGCGACAUUGUGCGAUUGCACCUCGCAGAUCUCGUUGCUUUGCUGAAUUUAGACGUCGUCGACGACGAGACGGCGCUUGCUGGCGGUCUCGCGUUGUCGUUGACGGGGCCGGUUCGACUGCUUCAGACGACGAGUCCGGUGAUUGCCGACACGGUUGGCGUCGCGCUCUUCCCUGGCGGUGGCGGUGUCAUCACCUACUGCAAGCCCACAGGAGAUUACGUCCACACGCUCAACACCCACAGUGGGCUCGCGCGCAAGCUUGCAGGUCUUCGUUUGAUUUCAAGCUCAGAGCCACCGUUGGAUCCGAGUGAUUAACCAGUGACAACAAGAUGGCGAGGCAUGAAAGGUCUUUCAAAG
Saprolegnia parasitica CBS 223.65 is the source of this 506-nucleotide messenger RNA. RefSeq lists its product as hypothetical. NCBI's taxonomy places the organism in Eukaryota, Oomycota, Saprolegniomycetes, Saprolegniales, Saprolegniaceae. The record is from RefSeq and is a predicted model, not a curated record. The transcript has 2 exons. Bases 21 to 464 code for a protein of 147 amino acids.